Molecule: messenger RNA, 1044 nt
Organism: Pleurotus ostreatus (oyster mushroom)
Lineage: Eukaryota; Fungi; Basidiomycota; Agaricomycetes; Agaricales; Pleurotaceae
Product: MFS sugar transporter
Exons: 8
Coding region: 1-1044 (347 amino acids)
Biological process (GO): transmembrane transport
Cellular component (GO): membrane
Molecular function (GO): transmembrane transporter activity
Source: RefSeq, a predicted model, not a curated record
AUGGCAGACUAUGGUACCAGGGUGAUGUGGCAUGCUCAUCUAUGGAUCAAGAGGGAGAGCAGCAAGCAGUAUGAUAACUAUGCCCGAGGCACGACAUGGAACUACCCUCAUUAUAGAACAGUUGCUGGAGACGAAGCCGGGGACAGCCGAAGAGACAAUAUGAAGGGUGCAGUGAUGUUCCUUUGGGCCAUACGUUUCUUCUUAUUCAAACUCUGCGAAAGCCCGAAGUACCUUAUGGGCCGUGGGCGCGAUGAAGAGGCGGUCGAGGUGGUUCACAAGGUCGCCAAGGCGAACGGGAAGGUGUCCCAUCUAACGGUUGAACGAUUGAAAUCAGCAGGCGCGCUCGAAACCGCCCGGGCAGUUGAGGGGGAUCUUGAAGUGGAUAGCUCGGCCAUCGCUGUCCUACGCAGACAUCUCUCCAAAUUCAGUUCCGGGCACGUCAAGUCUCUGUUCGCCACACGCAAGCUUGCUUAUUCAACAAGUCUGCUGAUUAUCUUAUGGGCUCUAAUCGGCUUGGCAUUUCCUUUGUACAACAGCUUCGUCACAUACUAUUUAGACAGCAGAGGGGCUGACUUUGGCGAUGGAUCUGUCCACAUCACCUACCGAAACCAAGUAAUUCUGAGCGUCAUCGGGGUACCAGGUGCUUUGUUGGCCGGGUGGCUCGUCGAGCUUCCGUACUUAGGACGCCGGGGCACUCUCGCCAUUUCAACCGUACUCACUGGCGCAUUCAUCUUGGCAUCGACCACGGCACGUUCCUCCAACGCCCUACUGGGAUGGAACUGCGGGUAUAGCUUCACCAGCAACGUCAUGUACGGCGUUUUAUACGCACUCAGCCCCGAAGUAUUCCCCACAAAAGAUCGGGGUACCGGCAAUGCAUUAACUGCGUCGGCCAACCGCAUCUUCGGUAUCAUGUCACCUAUCAUUGCCAUUUACGCUGAUUUGACCUCGGAUAUCCCUGUCUUUAUUGCUGGUGCCAUCUUCUGCGCGGCCGGUUUCAUUGCUUUACUCCUGCCCUUCGAGCCCAGAGGCCACGCUUCUAUCUAG